AUGUCCAAGUCUCUGAAAAAGUUGGUGGAAGAGAGCCGGGAGAAGAACCAGCCGGAAGUGGACAUGAGUGACCGGGGCAUCUCUAACAUGCUGGACGUCAACGGCCUGUUCACCCUGUCCCACAUCACACAGCUGGUCCUCAGCCACAACAAGCUAACGACUGUGCCACCAAACAUAGCAGAAUUGAAGAAUCUGGAAGUGCUUAACUUUUUUAAUAACCAGAUUGAGGAGCUGCCCACACAGAUCAGCAGUCUUCAGAAACUCAAACACCUGAACCUGGGCAUGAAUAGACUAAACACUCUGCCUCGAGGAUUUGGAUCGCUUCCGGCUCUGGAGGUCCUUGAUUUGACUUAUAACAACUUGAAUGAAAAUUCUCUUCCUGGAAACUUCUUCUACCUGACCACCCUGCGUGCACUCUAUCUAAGUGACAACGAUUUUGAAAUCCUGCCACCAGAUAUCGGGAAACUCACAAAGUUGCAGAUACUCAGCCUUAGGGAUAACGACCUGAUCUCGCUGCCUAAGGAAAUCGGGGAGCUUACUCAGCUUAAGGAGCUCCACAUUCAAGGGAACCGCCUGACCGUUCUGCCCCCAGAACUAGGAAACUUGGAUUUAACUGGUCAGAAGCAGAUAUUCAAAGCAGAGAACAAUCCCUGGGUUACCCCUAUCGCUGACCAGUUCCAGCUUGGCGUGUCCCAUGUUUUUGAAUACAUCCGCUCCGAGACGUACAAAUACCUCUACGGCAGACACAUGCAGGCAAACCCAGAACCGCCAAAGAAAAAUAAUGACAAAUCGAAAAAGAUCAGCCGGAAACCCCUGACAGCCAAGAAUAAAUAA
Molecule: messenger RNA, 834 nt
Organism: Rangifer tarandus platyrhynchus (Svalbard reindeer)
Lineage: Eukaryota; Metazoa; Chordata; Mammalia; Artiodactyla; Cervidae
Source: the annotation of a GenBank genome assembly